UAUUAUAUAGACAAGCUCUGAAAAGUAUUGUGAGUUUAGUUAUUCCUUAUUCGUCGCAAAGUGCAUGUUUCACUACUUCCCUCCCGGUUACUGGAAAACAUCAACACAUUUCUAUUCCGAUUUCGGUUGAUUCUAAAAUUGGUCGGCACAAGACAAACAUAAUAGCUUAUAGCUUUCGUGAUGCGUUUCGCGUGUCCUAAUCGAAUGCCCGCUGUCCCUUCAUUUUUUCUGGCCUUCUCCGCCGUGUUUAUGUUUGCGCUUUAUUAUUACAGCAACGCCGCAGCGAAAUGGCAGAACCUUUCUAUUGUUUUUACAUAUCAACCGUACAACUUGAUGGAAGAAACUUUCGGUGAAAACUGGGCCAAAGAACCAGCAGAUAAAUAUUUAGCGCCGUCUUAUUGCACCAUAGAGUAUGCCAACACAAAUCAGCUACAGCAGGAUCAUCCCUGUGUGAUCCGUUUGAUUCGCGAGAGUUACCUGCGCCAACCUGCACCGAAAAACGUGCCCUAUAACAUGAAUCAUUCUGAAACGAUCGAUCCCUCCGACGGGCAAUCUAAAGAGAUUUUGCGACUCCUGCACAAUCAAACUAAUGGUUUUUUCAUCGAAUGCGGUGGAUUCGACGGUGAAUUUCUUUCCAACACCUUGUACAUGGAGCGCUCACUUGAUUGGAGCGGAUUGCUGAUUGAAGCCGACAAGAAAGUGUUCACUCAGCUGAUAUCUCGCAAUCGCAAAGCGUUCACCUCGCCCGCUUGCCUCAGUACCAAACCGUUUCCCAUGGAAGUGGUCUACAAUGGUACCGCCAAAACGUUGGGCGCCAUUAUCGAGGAGAAAGAUGUUAAACAACCGCAAAGCCAGCAUAAAGACACUGAAAACAUUUACAAAAUGCAGUGUUUCCCGCUUUACUCCAUUCUACUUGCAAUUGGUAGGACCGACGUCGACUAUUUUGGACUUGACGUUGAAGGAGCUGAAUAUAAAAUCUUGAAAACCAUUCCUUGGCACAAAGUCAACAUGAAGACGGUGACUGCGGAGUGGAAUCACGUCACCGAAGGCGAACCGGGCUUGACUCGUUUGAUGGAGAGCAACAAAUUUACCAAAACUGGUCUGAUUUCGAAUUAUUAUACCCGCGAAGUUGUCUACAUUCAAAAUUCAUUCAAUAUUUAUAGAGAGAAAUAAAACUUGGUAUAGUCUAA
Messenger RNA from Daphnia pulicaria, 1190 nucleotides. RefSeq names its product protein Star-like. The transcript has 7 exons. Lineage: Eukaryota; Metazoa; Arthropoda; Branchiopoda; Diplostraca; Daphniidae. The record is from RefSeq and is a predicted model, not a curated record. The coding region runs from base 181 to 1173 and encodes 330 amino acids.